Messenger RNA from Tetranychus urticae (two-spotted spider mite), 3563 nucleotides. RefSeq lists its product as uncharacterized. Lineage: Eukaryota; Metazoa; Arthropoda; Arachnida; Trombidiformes; Tetranychidae. The record is from RefSeq and is a predicted model, not a curated record.
CUAUAAGAAGUUUAAAGUUUGGUAAACAUAUUAAAAGUUGGUUAUAACUUGACCACAUUUUCAUUUGUCCAAUACCAUUUGAAGGCUGAACUUUCAUCUUCACUGACCCUUAAGCAGCAAAGGCUACCGGUAGUUUCGUCAAGACAAGAUGAAGGAAAACAAGUUCAAAGCUCAACAGUUCGAAAAGUAAAGUGUAGUAAAAGUACGCCAUCUUCUGUUAAAGUGAAUAGUCUGGAGGUCACGUGGUUGUUUCUCUUACUUUCUCAUCUUUCUUUUAACUUUCGGCAAAUAAUUUUCUUGAUUUUUGUUUCAAAAUAGAUCACUCAAUUAAAUUAAUUAAAAUCACUUUUGGGUUUGUUUUGAAUCGCUUUUCUAUCAAUGUACACGAAGAUUGAUAGUCAAUUUGGUCUAACUGUUCUAUAACAAGAACUAAAGUAUACAUCAUCUUCUUCUCAAAUUGAUUUAUCUCAAUCAACUAUAUAAGCUACAAUUGUUUCAAAUUAUAUCAAUUAUUAUUUCACCAAAAAGUCCUUUAUCUCUUUAUCGAGUUUCUUUCUCUCUUUCCUUUAACUCUCUUUUUUUCUUUCUCUUUCUCCUUCUGUUUCUGUUCUCCUUUCUUUUUAUUCCUGCUCUCUCUCUCUUUAUCUUUCUCUAUGUGAUUUUUAUUUUAAUAUGUCGACUGUAGCUAAAUACGAAGGGCCCUCUGCCCGACGUAUCAGUGGUACUGCCCUAGCAGUACGGACUCUUUCUGGUCAAACUAAAUUAUUAGUACCUGUUUCUGCUGCAGCAGCCACAGCUAAAAAACAUUCUCAUCAUAAACAAAUCUUGGUUGUACCAACUCCUGGUGGUGGAGCUCGACUUGCUACUGUCGCCAACAGCUCGUCAAAUUCUUCGCUUCUUCGCCAUACACAUCUUCACCCUCAUCAUAAUUAUUCCUCUUCUACCGGACCAAGUGGAGGUAUGAAAAGAGAUUCGCCAUCUUAUACUUAUAACCGUGAUGGUUAUAAGUCAAACACUGCUUCUAGUUCAAGGUAUAUUGGUAACCAUGAUAACAGCAACAAUAGUGCUAUUGAUACUGCACAAUUACUCCGUCAGCAACAAUUACAACAACAACAGCUUCGAGAACAGUAUUUGAAAUUGAAGAAAGAGGAGGAGAUGAUCCCCGAAUGGAAAAGAAAAGAGGACUUUUUUGCCGCUCUAGGCCUUGUGACCAAGCAAGCUUUAAAAGAAAUUCAAAAUAAAAAAUGUGAACGUAAACGUCGAACAACGGCUAAUCCACAAUUCAGUAAUGCUGCUAUUGAAGCUAAGCGAAUCAAUGCCAUGGAAGUUGCUGCCAAAAGAGCUAAACGUAAGGAAAUGGCCGCUGCUGAGAGACAUCCUUCAGCUUCUACUUCUGCUCCACUUACUCGUAUUGCCAGGAGAAAUUCUCAGAUGCCUAUUGUACCCAUUCAAUCAUCUUCUUUGCGGUCAUCUCUCAGACCAACUACUUCCAAUUCUUCUCAAUCAGCUGGAACAUCAUCUUCGUCAUCCUCCUUUCAUCAUAAAGCCAUCUUUAGACAGUAUCCAUCUUCGCCCUCAACGAAUAUGACAGUCGCACCAGAUAGAAGUCGUAAUCUAGUUGAAAGACUCAAAUCAAGGUACCAAUUACACUCAUCGUCAUACCAAUUUAUCCCUUCAUCAAACAAUAGUAAUACUUCUAAUAACUCAAGAUUGGUUAAUCUCAGUAAAAUAAUAACAGCCAAGACUUUGCACAGUUGUUAUUCCUGUUGUGAGGCUUGCGACCCUGACCUAGAUGCAAUUAUGUUUUGUAAAGACUGUCCAUGUUACUUCCAUGCAACUUGUGUAUCCAGUGUGGAUGAAAUUAACAAAACUAACACGGUACCUUGCCCUGGCUGUGAUAAAGAAACAUUUUUAACAUUCGAUGGUGUGAAACCUAUUCCAGUUUUUGAUCUCGACUCUAAUGCAGAGAGAGGCACCAAAUCGGAAAUGGAAAAACCUAUUAUAGAGGAAAUGGAAGAAGACAAUGAAGAUCCUGAAGAGGAAGAAGAUGACCGCAACGUAGUAGAGCUUGAUGAUAAUAUUGUGAGAAACAGCUCUAAUUCAAAGGUCCUAGCACAUACCCUUGACGAAAUUCAACGCAAAAUAUCAGAUGGUAAAAAAAGGCAAAUAAUUGUGAUGUCUAAAGCUGAUUUCCUCAAUAGUCAAGCAAACCUUCCGCAUGUGUCAGUCAAAACUAAAGAGACCUUAUUGAAUCGAAGGAACGAUAUCUUAAAGCUCAUUACCCAAGGUAAAAAUCGAUACUCUGAUCUUACCACUACACUCAGUAACUUAAAAGAAGAUAAAGUAAGACUACUGCAGGAGCGGGAUAAAAUUACGGAUUGCAUAAAGAAAUUAACAAAUGUUGUCAAAUUGGUCAAAGAUCCAGAUGAGGAACCGCCGAGCGAAAAUGAUGCAACUAAACCAUCCAUUCCUUCUCAAGAAUCUUCGGAGAAUAAUACCAACAAUAACAAAAACAACGAAACGACGCAAGAAAAGCCAACAGUUGAGAAGGCUGGUGGAAGUGAAUCCUCAUCUUCUGACGACGAUUCUAGCUAUUCCGAUGAUUCUGAUGACGAUGAAGACGACCAGGCAAAUGCACAAAAAAAAUCAGAUGAAGGUCCUAAAGGAUCACCUAAAGUAGUUGAAACUAUAGACGAAUCAAAUUUAGAGGUUAGAAUCAUCAAGAGUCCAGAAAACAAUGAAACAAUUAUGAGAGCACCAAUUAUACACGAUGAUGAAGACGAAAGCCUUAAGUCUCUUAAACGUCAAAUUGAUCAAGAGUUGUGCUCCAUUUUGAAGAAACAUAAUACAAACUCUGAUGAAAAGCAGCCUGUUGAGGUUGAGCAGAGCUCUUCUGAGGUACCGCAAGCAGAAAGUAGCUUUGUUGGCAAUGAAGAGCCAGUUGUUUUCGAUGAAAUGAAUAUAAGUGAUUUAAAUCUUGGCGGUGACGAAGUACUUAUAUCAACUGAAGAGGACGAAAGCAACCUUGUGAUUAUUGGUAAUGAACCAGUGACUUUAGAAAAAUGUAGCCAAUUCGAUGACGAAACUUCAGCUGCCGUUGCCUCUAUACAAGAUGUAUUGGACGCUGAUGCUUUAUGAUUCACAAUUACCAGUAUUUCACUCAAUUUACUUUUGGAAAAAAAACGUCUUCGCAUACUUGCUGCUCUGACAAUUAAAUUCUACUGGUCACUCAACACUCUGUAUGAACACAGUGAAAGUCUAUUCUCGUCUCAAUGAAAGGCAUCUUGUUACCUAAUCUAUUUGUUUUUUUGUUUAUGACCUCUUUACUCUUGUUUCUCUCUCAACUUUCUGCACAAAAGAUGACAGUGACAGUUAAUUUACACAUUUUUCAUGAAUAUACCGUGAUCAAAUUUUCAUCUACAAUGUGUUUUACUUCAGAAUGAAAGAUUAAUCCCAACGUAAAUGUUUUUUUUUCUUUUGAACUCCGAUUUUUCAUUUCUCAUCUGCAUUACACGGAUAUUUUCAAUCAUUUUUCGAAUAAAUAAUAUGGAUUACUUGUGAAA